AUCUCGAUCAGAAAUGUUCAAGUUGUAGAGAUUGUCAAGACGAUAAAUCCUGUUAAAAACCAUGUAAAUCAAACACCGAUUAGUAUGUAAACGAAGAUAAUUUUGAUGAUUUUAUUUGUGUUAAAGUAUAUUUGAUUACACUGGAUCAAACCCAAUAUUACGCAAACACGACUCUUUAGUUCGAUUUGGCUGAGAGAGAGAGAGAGAGAGAGAGAGAGAAUGUGGGUGUUCAGCAGAAAAGGACCAUCUGGAUUUUCAUCACGCUCUACAGCUGAGGAAGUUACCGAAGGAAUCGAUGGGACUGGUCUCACUGCCAUAGUAACAGGAGCAUCAAGUGGUAUUGGCACCGAAACUGCGCGUGUUCUUGCGUUGCGUGGUGUCCAUGUAGUAAUGGGUGUCAGAAAUAUGGCUUUUGGAAAAGAGGCUAAAGAAGCUAUAGUUAAGGAAAUCCCAACUGCAAAAAUUGAAGCAAUGGAAUUGGACCUUAGUUCAUCGGCGUCAGUGAGGAAGUUUGCAUCGGAAUUCAAUUCAUUGGGACUUCCUUUGAAUCUCCUCAUUAAUAAUGCAGGAAUCAUGGCAACUCCAUUCAUGCUUUCCAAAGACAAGAUAGAGCUACAGUUUGCAACAAACCACUUAGGCCAUUUUCUUUUGACUAAUCUGUUGUUGGAAACAAUGAAGAAAACAGCACGUAGAACUAGCAAAGAAGGUAGGAUUGUAAAUGUAUCGUCAAGACGGCACCAAUUUACAUAUCCAGAAGGGAUCAGAUUUGACAAAAUGAAUGAUCAAUCAGGGUAUAGCAGUCUAUCUGCGUACGGUCAGUCAAAGCUUGCUAACGUUCUUCAUGCCAAUCAACUUGCGAGGGAUUUGAAGGACAAUGGUGUGGAGAUAACUGCAAAUUCACUUCAUCCAGGAGCAAUUGCCACUAAUCUAUUCCGUCAUUACAGGCUUGUUAGUGGUCUUGUUGAUGUGCUUGGUAAAUAUGUGAUUAAAAAUGUUCAGCAGGGGGCGGCAACUACAUGCUAUGUGGCAUUGCAUCCACAGGUUAAAGGGAUGAGUGGCAAAUAUUUUGCAGAUUGUAAAUUAGCCGAAGCAAGCUCGCAAGCAAAUGAUACUGAACUGGCAAAGAAGCUGUGGGAUUUCAGCUUGAGAUUGAUUAACCAAUGCGCCCAUGCUUCAUAGACUACAGGUUAGUGUUCAACUGAUAUUUCUUCUUCUUGGCCUUGAAGGAAGAAGCUAUUUAGUCACAUCAGCUUAUUAGAGACUUCCCAACAAACUGCAAAUUCCUGGACCUAAAAUUUACUUAGCAAAUGCCUGCACGCGCUGUUUCAUUCAGGUUCUUGUUAAAUGCCUCUGUUUCUAUUUACAAAAAUUGGGAGAAGGAAAGAAAGAGAUGGCAGAAAUGUGGAAAUUGCAGGAUACAUUAAAUAUAAAGUUUUGUUCUGGCUUGACAAA
Messenger RNA from Rhododendron vialii, 1452 nucleotides. RefSeq names its product short-chain dehydrogenase TIC 32, chloroplastic-like. The coding region runs from base 220 to 1179 and encodes 319 amino acids. The record is from RefSeq and is a predicted model, not a curated record. The transcript has 8 exons. Lineage: Eukaryota; Viridiplantae; Streptophyta; Magnoliopsida; Ericales; Ericaceae.